AUGUCUACUGCCAGCUGUCUGCUGACUGAAGAUCAGUUCCUGUGCUCCAUCUGUCUGGAUGUGUUCACUGAUCCAGUCACUACACCAUGUGGACACAACUUCUGUAAAAACUGCAUCACUGAAUACUGGAAUAUCAAUGUCCAGUGUCGGUGUCCGAACUGUAAAAAGGUGUUCUACACAAAACCUGAGCUGCAGGUCAACACUUUCAUCUCUGAGAUGGCUGCUCAGUUCAGACAGUCAGCUCAACAUUGCGCCAUUUUCGACCACAAGACACAUGAUGUUGUUCCUCUGAAAGAAGAAUAUGAAGGAAAGAAGGCAGAGCUGGGGAAGACAGAGGCUGAAGUUCAUCAGAUGAUCCAGAUGAGACAACUAAUGAUUCGGGAGAUCAAACACUCAGUUGACCUCAGUAAAGAAGAUGCAGACAGAGAGAUAGCAGAAGGUGUUCAGGUCUUCACUGCUCUGAAGGAGUCUAUUGAGAGAAGCCUGACUAAACUCCUUGAGACAAUCAAAGAGAAGCAGAUAACUAAAGAGAAGCAGGCUGAAGACUUCAUCAAAGUGCUGGAAGAAGAAAUAUUUGAGCUGACGAAGAGAAGCUCUGAACUGGAGCAGCUCUCACGCUCCGAGGACCACCUCCACCUCCUUCAAAGGUUCCCAUACCUCAAAGCUGUCCCACCCACCACUAAUUGGACAGACAUAAGCAUCCACCCAACAUCAUAUGAAGGAUCUCUGGUGAGAGCUGUGGCUCAGCUGGAGGAGACGAUCACUAAACAGAUGAAGAAGCUGUUUGAGGCUGAGCUGAAGAGGGUCAAGCGAUACGAAGUGCAGGUGACACUUAAUCCUGACAUUAUACAUCCCAAACCUGCUCAGUCUAAUUUUAGACAACAGGUAAAGCAAGGUAAUGACUGUAAAUGUGUCUUAUCAAAUCGAGGUAUCUCUUCAGGGAGGUUUUACUUCCAGGUUCAGGUUAUCAGGUGGUCCACAUGGACGUUAGGAGUGGCCAGGAAGUUGAGCAACAUGAACAGAGAAACCGCUCUGAGCCCCAGAAAUGGCUACUGGACUAUAUGUUCGAUUUCAUCCAAUGAGUACUUUGCUGCUGCUGACCCUUCAGUCCUUCUCUCUCUGAAGCAGAAGCCUCACUGGGUGGGGGUGUUUGUAGAUUUUGAUGAGGGUCUGGUCUCCUUUUAUGACGUUGAUAUUGCAGCUCUCAUCUACUCCUUUAAUGGCUGCUCCUUCACUGAGGAAAUGUAUCCAUUCCUCAGUACCUGUUCGAAUGAUGGAGUUACGAUCCACCUCCCUGAAAGCAUGUGUGUAGUACAGUGAGUAGAAACA
Messenger RNA from Scomber scombrus (Atlantic mackerel), 1329 nucleotides. RefSeq names its product nuclear factor 7, ovary-like. NCBI's taxonomy places the organism in Eukaryota, Metazoa, Chordata, Actinopteri, Scombriformes, Scombridae. Gene Ontology annotation, molecular function: protein binding. Bases 1 to 1320 code for a protein of 439 amino acids. The record is from RefSeq and is a predicted model, not a curated record. The transcript has 2 exons.